AUGGCCUCACGCCGAUUGGCCCUCAACGUCAAUCAGGCGCUACGGAGCCGAGCUGCCCUUCGCUCCAUACGGCCCCCAAAAAGAGGCUUUGCGACCCCCAUCGACCAUGGGAUAAACACCGAAAGCACUACCCUCUCGAAUGGGCUCACAAUUGCUACCGAGCAUUCCCCUUGGGCGCAAACCUCCACUGUUGGCGUUUGGAUAGACGCAGGAUCAAGGGCUGAAACGGAUAAGACCAAUGGCACUGCCCAUUUUCUCGAACAUCUGGCGUUCAAGGGUACCGGCAAUCGAACCCAACAGCAACUAGAGCUAGAGAUCGAAAACAUGGGGGGCCAUCUCAACGCCUAUACUUCUCGGGAAAACACCGUCUAUUACGCCAAGUCUUUCAACGCUGAUGUACCGGCUUGCGUCAAUAUCCUGUCCGAUAUCCUCCAGCACUCGCGCCUGGAUUCUCAAGCUAUUGAAAGAGAGCGAGAUGUCAUACUUCGAGAGCAGGAGGAAGUAGAUAAGCAAAUGGAGGAAGUCGUCUUUGACCAUUUGCACGCCACAGCUUUUCAAGGCCAGCCCCUUGGACGAACGAUUCUAGGCCCUAAGGAAAAUAUAGCGAGCAUACAGAGGGACGAUCUUGUGGGCUAUAUAAAGAAGAAUUACCUCGCGGAUCGCAUGGUACUGGUAGGAGCCGGUGGCAUUCCGCAUCAACAAUUAGUUGAGCUUGCCGAGAAACACUUCUCUAACCUUCCACGGGAACCGCCCACAUCCUCAGCUAUUGCCCAAGCGGCCGCGCAGAAGACAAAGCCAGACUUCGUGGGCUCUGAAGUUCGGAUACGAGACGACACGGUCACAACAGCCAACAUCGCCAUCGCAGUUGAAGGCGUGAGUUGGAAAGACGAUGAUUACUUUACAGGCUUAGUCACCCAAGCGAUCGUUGGGAACUGGGAUCGAGCAAUGGGCAAUUCGCCCUACCUUGGAAGCAAGCUCAGCACUUUCAUCCACGAGAAUAAGCUCGCGAAUAGCUUCAUGAGUUUCUCCACUAGCUACAGUGAUACAGGUCUAUGGGGCAUAUAUCUAGUGACAGAGAACAAGACUCAAAUCGAUGACUUGGUACAUUUCACUCUCCGAGAAUGGUCACGACUUUCAUACAACGUCUCUGAGGCGGAGACGGAGCGGGCGAAAGCUCAAUUGAAGGCCUCCAUACUGCUUUCGUUGGACGGUACAACCGCCGUCGCGGAGGAUAUCGGUCGCCAGAUCGUUACUACAGGACGGCGAAUGAACCCUGAAGAGGUGGAACGAGUGAUCGGCAGCAUCAGCGAGAAAGACGUCAUGAGCUUUGCGCGUAGGAAACUGUGGGAUCAAGACAUUGCUGUCAGCGCUGUAGGAAGCAUUGAGGGAUUACUGGAUUACAACCGGAUACGGAAUGAUAUGUCUAGGAAUGCGUGA
This is a messenger RNA of Bacidia gigantensis, 1437 nucleotides long. RefSeq lists its product as uncharacterized. The coding region runs from base 1 to 1437 and encodes 478 amino acids. Lineage: Eukaryota; Fungi; Ascomycota; Lecanoromycetes; Lecanorales; Ramalinaceae. Gene Ontology annotation, molecular function: metal ion binding; metalloendopeptidase activity. The record is from RefSeq and is a predicted model, not a curated record. The transcript is spliced from 6 exons. Gene Ontology annotation, cellular component: mitochondrion.